AUGGUGGCCUUUGCAGAGACGACGAAUCUCCCUGGGUGAUUUGAACCAUCAUGAAAUUGAUUCUGGUGGUUGCUUUCACAGUUGUUCUAUGUAGUCGUUUUGGUAUUGCAAAUAAUGCUGAGAUAGAAGACAAUGAGUUUGCUGAAUUUGAGGAUGAGGAGGCUGAAGAGGUUGUGCAACCACCACCCACGGAUGCCCAAGAUAAAAAGGCUGUAAAAGAAGAGCCUCAAAAGCAGAAAGUAGAUCAUUCACAGAAGGCUGACGAUUUUGACGACGAUUACGGUGUCGUCGAGGAUGAAGAGGAGAUAAAGGAAAAAGAGGAUGAAGCACAACAACCGGUGCAGCCAUUGAAAUUUGCUGACGUACCAGCUCACUUCCGCUCAAACUGGGCCUCUUACCAAGUGGAGGCCAUAGUUCUUGCUGUGAUAGCUAUGUAUUUGUUGAAUUAUGUGAUUGGAAGGAAUACGAACCAGUCAUUGGCAUUAGAAUGGUUCGACAAUGUGAGAGGUCUCCUCGAACAGCAAUUUGCUCUGGUAGGAGAUGACGGUGUGAACGAAUUCCCGGAAAGCAGCGCUGCUGUACAACGAGAGACAGAUUGCUCAUACACUGUCUGGUGCUCAGGACGAGUUGGUGUAAAUGGAAUGUUGAUUCAGAUCAAAACCAUGAAAAGGCAAGAUCUUAUUAGCCGGAUCAUGGCGUUCUUCUCACCUCAAAGAGAUAGAAUCACCUUCAAGCUUGAACUAGAUCCUGGAGAGUUGGAUUCUUUUGUUAUGAUCUUCGGACAGAAGAAGCCUGUUGUCAAACAGCACAAAGAUAUGCUUGAUCUCAGCACUUACACUGUCGAGAAGAAAACGACUUCACAAUUUGGUCUACCACCGAGUUUUGCUUUGUACACUGAGCAAGUUGAAGCUACUUAUGCAAUUUUUGAGCCUGGAGUAUCUGCAAUAAUUCGUAAAUACGAGAAAGCCAUUGAAUAUGUACAUAUCUCGGAUCAAUACAGUGGGCCUAAGCCUCCAGAGGGAGAAACUUAUACUCGACUGCCUGAAGUUGUGCGUUUGGUGCAGUUCAGCCUGAAUCUCGACGAAUGUCGUGAUAAAGAAGCACAGGCUGAGUUACUACAACUCAUGUUCUACAUAGUUGAUAAGAUUCGAAAGUUCCGCCUCAGUAAAGAAGCUAAGCAGAAGGCCGAUAAGAGAAGACGCGAGGUCGAGGAAGCGUUUAUAAAAACUACACAUCAGCUGCGACAAGAAGCUGCACAAGCACGACGAGAAGAAAAGACUCGGGAGCGGAAGCAGCGACUAUUAGAAGAGGAGGAUCCAGAGAAGCAGAGGCGCCUUGAGAAACUCGAGAUGAAACGCGAAGCAAAGGCUAAACAGCCAAAGAUGAAGCAGCUGAAAGUGAAAAUGUAGAUAACAACAUUGUUGUCCGCUGUCUACAUUAGGCAGUUAUCGAUUCGUUGUUGCACUGAUUUUUGUUGCCUGUAUGUUGAUCUAUUCAUAUGCGAACACAGGUUGUUAUAGGAACGUUUGGUAGCUUAUUUAUUACUGUAAAUGUAUUUGUUGUUUGUUACCUAAAAACGCAGUUUUCGCCAUACGCUUGGGUCCACUCGUAUCAGGCAC
Molecule: messenger RNA, 1619 nt
Organism: Cylicocyclus nassatus
Lineage: Eukaryota; Metazoa; Nematoda; Chromadorea; Rhabditida; Strongylidae
Source: the annotation of a GenBank genome assembly